CAAAAAGUAGACUGGCGGUGUCGACCAACGUCUGCUCUGCUCACUCAAUUCCUGCACACAACAGCCUGAACACGAGACCCGCGCAACAAAAUGAGCGUCAAGACCGUUUCACUCAAGCCCUUUACGGACCAGAAACCCGGAACCUCCGGGCUCCGCAAGAAGGUCAAAGUCUUCCAGCAAGACAACUACAGCGAAGCCUUUGUUGCUAGCAUCCUCCUCUCCAUUCCCGAAGGCGUCGAGGGCUCCUUCCUUGUAAUUGGUGGCGACGGACGCUACUGGAACCCGGAGGUAACACAAUUAAUCGCCAAGAUCGGUGCAGCAUACGGCGUCAAGAAGUUGUUAAUCGGCCAGAACGGCAUUCUGAGCACUCCCGCUGCCAGCCAUAUCAUCAGGAUACGCAAAGCAACUGGAGGCAUUCUCUUGACCGCCAGCCAUAAUCCCGGAGGUCCGACGGAGGAUUUCGGGAUCAAAUACAACCUAGCCAACGGUGCCCCGGCUCCCGAGAGCGUCACCAAUAAGAUUUUUGAGACGUCGAAGACCCUCACGUCGUACAAGAUCGCGGAUAUCCCCGACGUCGACCUUUCCACAAUUGGCACCCAGACAUGUGGACCUCUCGAGGUGGAAAUCAUCCACUCGACCAAAGACUACCUUGAUAUGCUCAAGAGCAUCUUUGACUUCGACCUCAUCAAGUCUUUCAUCAAGCAACACCCUGACUUCAAGGUCUUGUUUGAUGGGUUGAGCGGAGUGACUGGUUCUUAUGGCGUAGAUAUAUUUGAGAAGGAACUCGGCAUACCCGGCAGCACUCAGAACUGUGUCCCAAAGCCAGACUUCGGUGGUCACCACCCCGAUCCCAACUUGGUCUACGCCAAGUCUCUGGUUGACGCUGUCGACAAGAAUGGGAUCCAAUUUGGUGCUGCCAGUGAUGGCGAUGGUGACCGAAACAUGAUAUACGGCGCCAACGCUUUUGUUUCGCCUGGAGACAGCUUGGCCAUCAUCGCGCACUACUCGGAUCUCAUCCCCUACUUCAAGAAGCAGGGUAUCUAUGGCCUUGCCAGAAGUAUGCCUACGUCAGGUGCCAUCGACCUUGUCGCGAAGAAGAAGGGCGUGGAGUGCUACGAGGUGCCAACUGGAUGGAAAUUCUUCUGUGGUCUCUUUGAUGCUGAAAAAAUGAACAUCUGUGGUGAAGAGAGUUUCGGUACUGGCAGCAACCACAUCCGUGAGAAGGAUGGAUUGUGGGCAAUCGUUGCUUGGCUCAACAUCCUUGCAGGUGUUGGCCAGCAGACAGGUACAACACCAAGCAUUGCCUCCAUCCAGAAGGAUUUCUGGAAAACAUAUGGACGAACCUUCUUUACCCGAUACGAUUAUGAAGGUUGCGAAACCGAGGGCGCGAACAAGGUGACGGCUCACAUGAAGGAGCUCAUCACCACGAAGAAGGACGAGUUCAUAGGCUCAUCUAUUUCCGGUCGCAAGGUCAUUGAAGCUGACGAUUUCUCGUAUACCGACCUGGACGGCAGCGUUAGCAAGAACCAAGGCAUCUAUGUCAAGUUCGACGACGGCAGCCGCAUUGUUGUUCGUCUGUCCGGCACAGGCAGCAGCGGUGCCACCAUUCGUCUAUACAUUGAAAAGCACGAGAAAGACGAGUCCAAGUUUGACCUGGAUGCUCAGGACUACCUGAAGGACAAUGUGCAGCUUGCCACCGACUUACUCAAGCUUCAGGAGUUCAUCGGCCGCACAGAGCCAGACGUCAAGACGUAAACACAAGCAUGCAUUCUGUCCAACGGAGACUUUGCUCGGCGGACUGCUAAUGCAGUAAGUAUGAACGUAUUGUUAUGAGGCGUGACUUGGCAUGGAAUGGUUGUGAGCCGGCUGUUAGGUACUUCAAAUUUGUGAGCUUUAAUAGAUAGAAUUUUGCACUCUC
Molecule: messenger RNA, 1918 nt
Organism: Lindgomyces ingoldianus
Lineage: Eukaryota; Fungi; Ascomycota; Dothideomycetes; Pleosporales; Lindgomycetaceae
Product: phosphoglucomutase-like protein
Exons: 3
Coding region: 91-1755 (554 amino acids)
Biological process (GO): carbohydrate metabolic process
Cellular component (GO): cytosol
Molecular function (GO): phosphoglucomutase activity; magnesium ion binding
Source: RefSeq, a predicted model, not a curated record